Molecule: messenger RNA, 561 nt
Organism: Meloidogyne enterolobii
Lineage: Eukaryota; Metazoa; Nematoda; Chromadorea; Rhabditida; Meloidogynidae
Source: the annotation of a GenBank genome assembly
AUGGACGAUAUUCGGGACCAGCCUGGACUUUGUUCUCGUUUCUUUUCGUCUUUAGGGGUUUAUCAAUACUACUUGGAUAGGCUCACUCCAUACACUUCUAUUCGUUGGGUCAUUGCUGUGUCAUUAAUACUCAUUUUUGUUUGGAGAGUUAUUGGAUUUUAUAUCGUCACAUAUGCUUUGUUCAUUUAUUAUUUAAAUUUAUUUCUUGCCUUUCUCACUCCAAAAAUUGAUCCAGCUAUGGAAUUUGAUGAAGAUGAUGAAGGCCCUGUUUUGCCAAAAAGUAAUUCUGAAGAAUUUCGGCCCUUUAUGCGGCGUUUACCUGAAUUUAAAUUUUGGUUAUCAACAAUGAAGUCAACACUUGUUGCUUUUACCUGCACAUUUUUUGAGGUUUUUGAUGUACCUGUAUUUUGGCCAAUUCUCGUCAUGUAUUUUAUUGUGUUGACAUGUCUUACAAUGAAAAGACAAAUUAUGCAUAUGAUAAGAUAUCGUUAUAUUCCAUUUACAACUGGCAAACCUCGUCCAAAAGGAAAAGAAGAUAGUGGAAAAGUUGUUAUUGGUUAG